CGCAGCGCACGGACUCUCCAGCUCUGCAGCUCGGCGGUAAUCAGCGUGGAGGGUCCGGUCCAGACCAGCGUCCCUCAUCCCCGCGGAGCUCCACUAGCUGCUGACCUCCACAGAGGCAACAGGAAACCGACAGACUCCAUCACCCCUGGAUGUUUUUAAUCCAUCAUCUCAGAUUUUCUGACAUCUGGCAGGAGUGGAGCGCGUCAUCUUUAAAAACAGAACCAGCCCAGAGCGGCGGCAACUUGGUGGAUCAUUUUGUUUUCUGUGUACUGUGCUGAGAGUGUUGAGGGUUGCUCUGGAGAACCGGGACAUCUGAUGAUUGUUUACCUGAACGACCAUGUGACCGGAUCUUUUGGAAAUGGGGAAGAAUCAGAGCGUUUUGCUUCAGUCUGUUAAAAGUCCAGCUUUCCUGACUCGUGUCUGCAGAGCAGACGCUCCACACUGCGUAGAUGAGGAAAUGAUGAGCUCUUGUGAACAAAGACAGAAGAAUUCAGGAUGUACCUCCUGAAGCACCAUCUUCAUGUGAUAAGCUCUCUGAUCGUCACUUUUCACACAGACAUGGAUAAAAGUGGAUGACAGCAACUUUAAAGUCAAAAGGAGGCAGGAAGUGGCUUAUUGGACGCCGAUCACUCUGAAGUGAAUCAAUGAUUCAUCCAUCAGAGGAUGGGGUGUGUCAAAUCCAAGAGAAGCGAGGCUGCUUCCCAACAUACAAACUCCACGGAGAAGGUGGACGGAAAAAGGAAAAAGAUGAGGGGCGAGAAGGCCUACUUGGUGGGCUCCGAGCCAGGCUCGGUGGAGAGCUCCCCUCAGGUCAACUCGGUUCUCCUGGAGUACGCCCAGAAGCUGUCGGAGGAGAUCGUGGCCCGGGCCGUGCAGCAGUGGGUGGAGGUGGACAGCCGCUACAGCGACAUCCCCUACAUUGAGUGUGAUGUGCCAUGACGGGAGGCGGGAUAUCAGGCGGUCCAUGGAACAAAUGAAAGAAUUAAUCAUUCAUGCUUCUAUCUGGUAUCGGAACCAGCCGUCUGUAAUUCAGUUUUGACCUACUUUUGAAUUGGAUUAUGCUUGGAUUGAGCCUAAACCCCUCCUUCACACUGACCAAAGAGCUCUGAUCCCACCUACUCAGAGUUGGAGAUCGUCUUUCUCAGUCCGUAUCUGUCCUCUAACAGAGAUCUAAUCAGAUAUCUGCUGUGGAACUCUAUCCCACCACUGUUGUCCAGGGGUCAGGAAGUUAUUAAUGGAUCUGAUCAUUUGGAGAACUUAAACUCUUACUGAUUAUCACCAUGUCAGAAACACACCAUCUGUGAGACUCCUCCUGGAGAAACGAUGGGCCACCUCUGCUUGUUUCACUGCCAUUAGCUCGCCUUAAUCACUGCCUCCCAUCCACCAGGUUCAGGAUUUCUUGUGUACAAUUUAAGGCCCUGUCCACACAUAGCCGGGGAUCUGCCAAAACGUAGGUAUUUUUCUACGUUUUGGCCUGUCAUCCACACGAAAACGGAGUUUUUUCACAGGAAAAUUGAUCUCGUUAAAAACUCCGGCCAAAGUGAAGAUCUGCGUUUUCUCCGUUUUGGGUGUCUGCGUGUGGACAGACAAAACCGGAGUUUUAAGGUCCGCAACGUCACUUUCCGCGACAAAAAAUUGCUGACAUCACGUGUGCGACCUGUGUUUACACUAGCCGACAGCAUGGAUGCCCUCAGAGCUGCGCUCGCUUUAUCAAUUGUCCAAGCGCUGUGUGUGGACAGUUUAGUUUUUUAAAAUGAGGUGGUGUGGAUGCAAGUUUUUGGAGGGGCGGAUAUUCGUUUAAAAAAAAUGGCUACGUGUGGACUAGGCCUAAAUUGAUGCAUUUCCUGGCUGUGGUCUGCAAAUAAGGAGCAACUUGGGAACUUUUAGAAAAAUUGUCUCUUUGUGUAUGAAAGCGAUGGCACAGGUAUGAUUCAACUGCUCAUUUCUUUAAUUUCCUUCCCAGCAGCCAGACUUUCUAAAGGUCUUUCUGAGAUUUUCUUCAGGCUUUAGCUGCUUUUCAACUUGGGUUUGAAUUCCAACUCAUGGAUCAUGCAAAAGGCUCCAUAACUCAAGGGAUUCGAGCUGGAAUUUGUGUGGACACAACUUUGCCCGAACAAAAACUUCAAAGAGGUUCCAGUUCUGAUUUUGGAAACAGUUUCAUCCGCUGUUGUGUGUUCAUUAAGGCCAGAAUCCACAGGAGACAAUUCCAAACAAACAGGAAGGAAGGUCUGGCUGCUGGGAAGCAAACCUGCACGAGAUGAGGACUGAAUCAGUGCUUCUUGUUAUCUGUGGUUAAGAUCAGCUGUUGCACCAAUCAAGCCUGGGCUUUGGGAUGAUGUCAGUUUGGGCAUUAUUAACCCUGUCUAGAUUAUCCAAAUUCUAAUCAAACUGCCAGUUUAGCUGCCAUAAGGUCAAAUAAAAUGACCCAAAACAA
Molecule: messenger RNA, 2434 nt
Organism: Nothobranchius furzeri (turquoise killifish)
Lineage: Eukaryota; Metazoa; Chordata; Actinopteri; Cyprinodontiformes; Nothobranchiidae
Source: RefSeq, a predicted model, not a curated record